Emericellopsis cladophorae is the source of this 2829-nucleotide messenger RNA. RefSeq lists its product as uncharacterized. The record is from RefSeq and is a predicted model, not a curated record. Gene Ontology annotation, cellular component: RNA polymerase I core factor complex. Gene Ontology annotation, molecular function: RNA polymerase I general transcription initiation factor binding; RNA polymerase I transcription regulatory region sequence-specific DNA binding. Gene Ontology annotation, biological process: nucleolar large rRNA transcription by RNA polymerase I. Lineage: Eukaryota; Fungi; Ascomycota; Sordariomycetes; Hypocreales; Bionectriaceae. Bases 1 to 2829 code for a protein of 942 amino acids. The transcript has a single exon.
AUGGGCAGCGCAGGGUCACCCGAUCUACUCACCGAAGGGCUGGUUCAAUACCGCAAGGCAGAUGAUCCCUCGUCCAUGAGGUCGCUGUUGGCGGUGGGAGAGAUAGCUGAUCUGAGAGUCCCAAAGAAACCCAGCGUCAUUCAUGUGCUUGCUGCUCCUGCCGGUGACUCCGGCGAGCUCCUGCGGCUGUCGCGAGUUGAGGAUUCACGAUGGGCUUGGGAUGAUGGGGAGCACGCACAGCUCAAUCUGUCUGUGGUUGAUCCUACCGAUCAGGACAGCGAAAACUUCUGGCAAAGCGACGGCCUUCCCAUCACUCAGAUGAGGUUCAUCUCAACCGUGGAUCCUCAGGUAGCCACGUUGCGAUGGCUCAUUGUCCAAAAAUCGACGUCGACGACGAUCCUCUGUCCUGAGUACAGCCAUGUCCCAAUAACGCAAACGAUCUCGCUUGAUUCGGACAGGAAAACGCUCUCAUGGAUUAAGCCAAAUCCUGUCGUUACUGUCGGCUAUGUUCAAACCGGUGGAAAUGCACAUGUGGACUUCGCCUACAAUCCUCCAGCCCUCGAUCGCAAGCCGCAGUUCUGUGUCAUGGACGAGUGCGGGUACUGGACUUUGUGGAAUGUUGAAGCUUUCACAAGAACAGGCAAGGCGAACAUGCGGUUAACACCGCAUCGAAAAGGCCACAUCUGGGAGGGCCCCCUGCGCCAAGUUCCUCAACGCAGCCUGUAUCCUGCACAGCAGCACGGUGUCCUGUUCGUGGGCGACGAGGACUCGUCGGGCUUUGUAGUUGAGGUUUUGCCAACGAAGAAGCCGUCAAGGCAUCUUCUACUGUGGAAUAGCCAGCUUCUGAGGACAGUGCACUUGGAGAGCGGUCAACAUCUUCCCGACAUUCCCGGCUUCACCACAGGUGACCGAGCCUUGGGAUCUAUACUAGACGUCCAGGCCAAUCCAAGCAACCAGAAUCACAUCUUCGCACUCACCACGAAAUAUCUCGUCUGGAUCAAUCUGUUCCCCACCACAGGCACAUCAAAGGAGAUGCCUCGGCUUCUUUUAAAGUGCCCGCACGACUGCCACAAGCCUGACUUACCGAAGAUGGCCAUCUGCGGCGUAGCCGAAGGCAGCCAUGCCGAAGCGAUGAUCUCCCUGACUAUUCCAAAAAGCAACACAUUACGCGUGCUUUGGUUCUUCAUGGAUGGCGAAAGUGGUCUUCCUUCGUGGCAUUCACAGCUCACAAUUCUCGCGGUGGGGAGUGGAGAUGCCUUUCAAGUGCAGCAACUUGCGCUCACACCAUCGAGGAUUACGGUCCAUCCUCAGGGUAGGAUGGGGCUGGGCCACAAAUAUCUCCAGGCUGGCGUGCAAUUCUACCAGGGCAUGAUGCUAGCUCGGGACCUGAGCGUCCGGUACUGCAUGUUUUACAUCUGCAACGAUCCAUCUCUGAUUGUUACACUGCCUGUCGAACGGCUAAACUGGAGCCGCACUGAUCAAAACAGACGUUGGAGAUUUAAACGUCUUCAGAUGUUCAAGUACAUGGGGGACGCUGUGGUCAUACCGGACUCGAUGACAGACGAAGCCAUGCUUUCGCUCGCACGUAUCUCGCAGAACACGCGCCACCGAAAGGGGGUAGAGCCAAAGACCGCACUUCAACCUCGAAAAUACGACCGAGACCACGACUGCGUUGCAAUGAGGGUCAAUCAUAUUCUGCCCUUCCUUGAAGAUGAAAUGCGCAGGGGCCUCGGUGGCGGCGGCGCAGGGUUGUCCAUGUCGCUGUUGCGCGGGAUCGGGGAGGCGCUACAGAGCGGGCUGGCUGACGGCCGCUUGAGUCUGAUGACCUGGAAAGAGAUAUCUGCAAAAGUACCGCCUUCUGACGAUGCCCAUGAGCUCCCUGCCGAGGAGAUGGAAGAGAAUAUAUCUGAGGUGCUUGGCCAUGCUGAGGAAAACACCAUCAUCACCCAACUCGAUCGAUGUCACCCCGACGAACCCGACAGGCCAGUCGGCAGUUUGCCCUUGCUUCAAAAGCAACUGACGUCUAUUUGGGUUGACCCACUCAGGGGUCACAUAUCCGAAGAUGACUUGAGGUUGAAGCAAGACCACGCACUGGAGUUGGCCAAAGACCUGUUCCUCUCUACUCAGGGCAUUGCCUUCCAAGAUGUCCCCCUGUUUGGGCUGCCAUCAGCAGACAAUCCAAUGGACAGCCAACAAAGCAUAUCCAGUGCCAUUGCCUUUGCUUCCUCUCAGCAGUCGUCCGCAGUCUCGGACUCUUCCGCGUUCAGCAGUGAUCCGGUUGCUCCUCCGCCAGCAGAUGACGCCUUCAAGCGGCUCGGUUUACUCGCACCAACAAUUCAACCAGGCAAAUUCGGGGCGGUGAAACCUGCGUCGGUCUUGUCCUUUUGGCCUACCGAACGUGGCAGUGACCUCAAGGACUACACAUCGUCUGUGGCACUGGCCACUGAGCGACAGUUUGACCCCGCAAGACAGAGACUGGCCAGCAGAGAGAGGAAGCGCAAAGCUACCGCGGAGAAAUACAAGAUGCCGCCCCUGAAACGCGGCGGAUCGCCGUUGAAAUACGCGACACCAGCGGGUGCCUCCAGUCAAGAGGCGCCGAGAUCCACGCAGGUGCCGAUCAGGCCAGGCAUGUCCAGCCAGGUUCCCGAGUCUAGCCAGAUGCCUCUGCGCCCAGCGCCGGCGACUUCGCAGGUUCGCAACAGCCGGCUCCUCGAGUCCUCCCAAAGUCAGCCACGGAUCGCGAUGAGUCAACCUCUGCCUGGAGCGUUUGGUGCAACUGGGAAGAAGCCGAAGAAGGUGGUGAAGAAGAAGAGAAGCGGUUUCCGCUAA